Messenger RNA from Amoebophrya sp. A120, 2668 nucleotides. NCBI's taxonomy places the organism in Eukaryota, Dinophyceae, Syndiniales, Amoebophryaceae. The record is from the annotation of a GenBank genome assembly.
GACAAACAGUGAACGCGUGGAUCUGUUUACUAUUACGACAUUACGAACGCUACUGAUCAUGUAAGGAAUAAAAUAACGUCGAGUCCGAUUCAAAGCUGGAGCCAAAACAACGACGAUAGGCAAAGUGACAAAAAAGCCAAACGAAGAUGGCUAAGAAGCGAAACAAGAAUAAGAAGGAUGCCGUCACUCGUCAGAGCAGCGGAGACAGAUUGGCGGAUCGGGAUCCGUACGCCAUUCACACUGCGCCGAAAAAUAUCGCGACGACCCCGACGCAAAUUACUACUUCUGUCUUGACAAAGAAUGCGGGAAGUUCUAUCAUGUCUAGUACAACUACGCCGGCAGACGUUCUUGUGGAACAAGGCAGGAGCUGCGUCGUGGUUCAGAACCACGACCACGAUAAAAACGGCUCGGACGACGACGAAGGGCCGCUGUACAAAAAGCGAAAAGGGCUGGAUGCAGCAGUAGUAGUAUCAUGCCAAAGCAGCUGCACCGAGAGUCGCGAAUCUGCAGAAAGUCCUCGCGCACACGUUGAAAGCGAGAGGACUACUGGCUCAUCUUUAUCAGCAGAAGAAGAAAAGAAGCAAGAUGAAAAUGGUAACGACAAGGUGGAGCCAGAAGAAGAAUCCUCCUUGAGUGAUGCGUGCCUUGUCCAGGUUGUUCGCACGUUGGGGCAUUUAGCAACGAAUGUGGAGCCACAAAAACUACGGACGGACAAACGGUUCAAAGACCUGCGCAGGGAAAUUUACCGCGUCCUGAGCCACUUGCAACCCACGACGAGUGGAGCAUCGGCGGGAUCAGGGGCCGGUGGUAUGAUGACUGCGCAUAAAAGGCCAAGAAAUCAGCAGUCGCUUCAGCUCAUUCAGGACAGUAUUCUUGCUAAUCAAAAAAAGAAUCUGCAAGAGCACCAGGCACUAGCUGCUUCGGCCCAAGAAGAGGAGAUCGGCGCCUCCGGGCGGGAAGGACCACUUCUAGAAUCACCGGCAUCUACUUCUUCCUCCGCCUCGUCCCUCGUGACAGUGACUGCUGCCAUGCGGCGGCAGAUGCACGAGGCGGUGAGCGUCAUGAUUGACGGCAGCGACUACGAUGCCGCAGUCUCCUUGCUCCGCGCCCAGUUUCAUCCGCGUAACGAGAUGCCGAAGCUUGGAGCCUUGCAGCGCUGGAUCCGUCAAAUCGACGCCGCGGGCAUCUCCUUGCACCAAACCGGCAAGCAAGCUGAAGUAGAGAAUCAUGGUAGUAAAAGGAGUGUAACUGACAUUUCCAAGAGCAGGAACGAAAGCACUGCGCGGUGGAGACUGUUGCAUGCGCUUUUGAGUUGCUACUACGAAGGAGAUUCUCGAGAAAGGAAAGGACCACAAGCGGAUAAAAACUCGCCGGGGCAAAGCGCAGAGAAAUUCGUCCAUCGGAUGCCGGCUCUGAAGGAAGUACAAUCUUACUGCGAUGCGCACGCGAAGAUCGAAGGUCUUUCGUCAAGGAGACCCACAGCGCAAGACGGAGGAGCAAGUGAGCUUGUUCUCCUGGAAACGCACGAGUUUCGGAAUCGCUGCGAGCCAGCCCCUUGUGAGGACUCGGUAGAGGGGGCGAGUGCUGCUGCUGAUGAAAAGCAGAUGAAAGUUGAGCCAAAGUUUCACGUUUGUUACGAAGAAGCGGCGCGGGACCGCCGUCCCCCGAACAAGUACCCGCUGCAGAUUAUGCGCAAUGCGUUUCGCUCGUCUGAGGUGUUGGGGGCAACCGCGCCAGACAACAUGAGUCGAUUUGACGUCCCAUUUGUGCCGGGUGCGUUCUUGCUGCACAACGUGUUGCGGCCCUGGGAGUGUGAUAACUUACGCCACUGCGCCGAGACUGCAGGAUAUCACCCCGACGAACCUUUGCAAGGGCAGCCCGGGGAUUCGAAACUGGCGCACGCAUGCGUCUGGAUGGUUUCGGAGGACAUCGAGCGAGAGAUUUUCCGAAGAGUAGAACCGUUGCUGCAGCGGUCAACUGACAGCACGAAGAAACUUCGCGAAGACGGUAGCGGAACGGAGGUGAUGCAAAAAGUGGAUAGCCUGAACCGUCGCUGGCGGUGCUAUCGGUAUGUCCCCGGCCGCUACUACCGACCGCACAUCGACGGUGCUUGGCCGAAUUCGGAGCUGACUGCGGACGGGUUGUAUUACGAGGCUGGGCGCGUGCAGAAAUAUGAAAAAUCGCCGUACUGGGCAGCUGCACAAAAUGGAAAAGGGUCAAGCCCCGGCUACUUGACGGAAGACAAGGCAAAAGCGAAGACGUCUCACUUCACUUUUCUGAUUUACCUGAACGACGAUUUUUCCGGCGGGUGCACCCGGUAUUUCGUUCCAGCGACUGAAGGCCGUAUGGUGUCAAUCCCCGUGAAACCCGUCAAGGGUGCCGUGUUGGUUUUUCCGCAUGGCGAAUGUCUGCCUCCACUGCUCCACGAAGGCUCCCCGGUGCUGGAAGGGUCGAAGUACGUCAUUCGCACCGAGCUACUCGCUCCGAUAGAAUAGCACACCGAGAACGCCAACGCAUCACAUUCCUUUAUCAGAUCCGGAUCGAUGGAGGAUAUCGGUACGGCUAGUACUAGCGCAAAUAAAUUUGAGUAGCUAGUCAUCUGCUACAGCGACCAUAAUUCUAACGACCGUGCUACAACUCAUAUACAGCGACCCCUCUAACCCAGUAC